Molecule: messenger RNA, 1059 nt
Organism: Marchantia polymorpha subsp. ruderalis
Lineage: Eukaryota; Viridiplantae; Streptophyta; Marchantiopsida; Marchantiales; Marchantiaceae
Source: the annotation of a GenBank genome assembly
AUUGGACUUUCUCAGUGGCCCUUUCCUACUCUCCUGUGCGCAGCCUGGCCAUCAACACCAACACCAGAGCAUUAAAGGUUUGCAUCAAUUACCUCAUCAAGUUCUCAUAAAAUUGGAACCCUUGGGAGAGAAGGAAGUGGGGAGACACAAAUGUCAGGCGCCACGCUGACUGACACGUCUAUCUGAUACGUCUGUAGCUGCAUCGGUGGCUAAAUUUAAAAGGAAGGGGCGACAGGUGUUGAGUGCACAGAACAUGGUCUCGUGUCAGCCAUCUUGAGCUCGGCGAGUGGAAUGGGCAGAAGUGAGACGAUCCGUUGAGGUGUAUUGGGUUUUCUUUAUGUGAGGCUUGCGAGUGGAGGCCGGGCGGAGGUGCGAUCGAAGAUCGAUACGAGAGAGGGAUUUUGCGGACGAAGAAUCAUGUGUCUGCCACUCAUGGAGCUUUGUGGGGGAGGACCGCCCAGAGGAGGGCCUCAUUCUCGUCCCGGAGGGCCUCCCUGGGGCCCUGGAGGAUCUUAUGACCGUCCAGGAAACCCAGUCGCAGAUUGCAUCUGUUGCCCUUGCAAUCUUCUUUGCUACAUUCUUUACGCUUGUCAGGAAAUUUCCUACUGUUUCUGCGGUAUGUUUAAUUGUUGUGGCUACGAUCGCUACGAAUCUCGGGGAGGCUAUCACGAUCAACGAGGCCCUCCGCCUGCUUACCAGGAUCAUCACCAUCACCACCGUUACUGAUUGCGCACCUCUAGGACCAUUUGUCGGAACGGAAGCACUUGGAAGAAGUUCCAAUCUGUACAGAGACGUGAAGACUUGAGAGGAGUCUAUCGUUGUUUGGCAAGGGAUUGCUGUAAAGUUCAAGCACGACAGGCUCGUGCAUGCUCCUGAUAUAACUUGACAUCCCACAGUGUAGACGAUUAGGUGCAUAGUUGAGAAAAGAGAAUGAAGUGAUCACUCGUUCGAAACCUGGCUUCAACGAUAGGGAGCAACAGGGGGUAGUACAUGAUCACGUGAUCAAGCAAACCCUUUGCAUGCAACCAGACUCCAAUAUUUCUUUGUGAAUAAAGUAUU